Paramuricea clavata is the source of this 394-nucleotide messenger RNA. The record is from the annotation of a GenBank genome assembly. NCBI's taxonomy places the organism in Eukaryota, Metazoa, Cnidaria, Anthozoa, Malacalcyonacea, Plexauridae.
AAAAUAUCUGGCGUCGGAGCAACAUAUUUCCGAAAUGUUUGGUGAUCUUAGUUUACGAGAAAGUGAAAUAACUGAAAGUGAAGAAAGUGUGCCUGGUGAAAAACGUAUGUCUGAAGUAACUGAAGAAAGUGUGCCUCGAGCAAGUCCGGUGUGUGGUGAUGAAGAAAGUGUGCCUGGUGAAGAAUGUAUGUCUGAAGUAACUGAAGAAAGUGUGCCUCGAGCAGGUCCGGUGUCUGGUGAAAAAGAAAGUGUGCCUCAAUUAAGUCCGGUGGAAGAAGAUGCUGAUGAACCGCUCACAGAAGAGAACUUGAAAACAUUUUUUUUUCUUGCUAUCGCACCACCUAAUCAAACUCGGGGUCAAAACCAACAAGGAAGUACUGGAAGUUUCGAAUGA